ACCAAAGUGACGUUUUAAACUAAACAUCAGGAAGAAAGAUGGAUGUUCCACAAAAGCGAAAGCGCGUCAGUCACGAAAAAACAAACUCAAAGCUGUUUAAUAGUCAACCGACUCCAUCAACAAACACAAAUGAAGAAGGUUUCGUGGAGGGCUCGAUAGUUCGCAUUGCCAUGGACAACUUCCUCACGUAUGACCACUCGGAGGUUUUCCCCGGACCCAAACUAAACAUGAUAGUGGGAGCUAAUGGCACCGGCAAAUCCAGCAUAGUGUGUGCUAUCUGCCUGGGGCUGGCAGGUAAAACAGCAGUCCUGGGCAGAGGAGACAAGGUUGGUCUGUAUGUGAAGCGAGGAUGUAAUAAAGGCAAGGUUGAGAUUGAGCUGUACAGGGCAUGUGGAAACCUGAUCAUAACCAGAGAGAUCCAGGUUGAGAACAACCAGUCGACGUGGAUGAUCAAUAAAAAGCACUCUAGUCAGAAGGCCGUGGAGGAGGCGGUGAGAGAGCUGCAUAUUCAAGUUGGGAACUUGUGUCAGUUCCUUCCACAGGAGAAAGUUGGUGAGUUUGCUAAGAUGAGCAAGAUCGAGCUUCUUGAAGCCACUGAGAAAUCAGUCGGCCCACCAGAAAUGUAUGAGUUCCACUGCGAGCUCAAGACGUUUCGCAGCAAGGAGAGGGAACUGGAGAACACGUGUAAGGAGAAAGCCAACUUUCUAGAGAAGGCCAGACAGAGAAACGAGAGGAACAAACUGGAUGUAGAGCGCUACUACAUGAAGAAAAGACACUUGGACCGGAUCCAGAUGCUGGAGAAGAAAAAACCAUGGGUGGAGUAUGAAACGGCACGAAAGCAGCUCGAGGGAGUAAAGAAGGAGAGAGACGAAAUGAAAACAACACUCAAGUCAUUGAAAGAAGCUCAGCAGCCGCUGCUCAGAAAGAUUCGCUCGGUGGAGAGUCAGCUUCAGCCCAUUGAACAGCAGAUGAAGGAAAUGACUAACGGCAUCAAAGAGGCGUCACAGAAGUGUAAGCAAAAACAGGAUCGGCUUGAAUUGAAGAACAAAGUGGUUGAUGACAUCAGACAGGAACUCAGUUUAAAGCAGACAGAAGAGGCAGACCGGCAGAAGCGCAUCGGACACACAGUUCUCAUGAUCAAAGACCUUCAGAAGGAACUUCACAACGUUGGCAGUCAGGAGGACGUUACUCCUCAGAUCGAGGCCAUCAAUGUCGAUCUAAAGGCCAUUCAGGAAGCAAAGGCCCAGCUGGAAAGCGAAAACUUAGACCUGCGCAGAGAAAAGGAUGAAGCCUUUGGAGAACUUAAUCGUUUGCAGAAUCGAAUGAGGAGUCUAGAUGACAUGAUGAGGAUGAAAGAAGAGAAGCUGCGCACCCGCUUCCGUGACACAUACACCGCUCUCAUGUGGCUGAGAAAGAACAAGAAUCUCUUUCAAGGCAAUGUCUAUGAGCCCAUGAUGCUGGUGAUAAAUGUACGUGAUCCACGGUAUGCCAGAUAUGUUGAGAGCCACAUUCCUGUCAACGACUUGAGAGCUUUCGUCUUCCAGAAGCAAGAGGACAUGGAGACGUUCAUGACUGAGGUCCGAGACACACAGAAUUUGAGGGUUAACAGUGUGAUUGCUCCUCCAGAUUCAUGCUCGAAUCGGCUGCCAUCACGACCCCUUGAUACGUUAAGGCGUUACGGCUUCUUCUCAUACCUCCGUGAGCUGUUUGACGCUCCCGAUGAGGUUAUGAGUUACCUUUGUCAUCAGUACCGAGUUAAUGAUGUGCCAGUGGGAACAGAGACUACCAAGAACAUGAUAGAAACGGUGAUUAGCGAGGCAAGGCUGAGGAUUAUCUACACCGCUGAGGAAAAGUACACAGUGAAGACCUCCUCUUACUCUAAUAAUGUGAUCUCCAGUAACUCCGCCCUACGCCCCUCUCAGUUCCUCACUGUGGCUAUAGAUACUGAGGAGAAACGACAACUGGAGGAACAUCUGAGGGUAGCUGAAGAGCGGGUUAGGAUUAUCGAUGAGCGAAUGAGAGCCAUUCGUGAGGAACUGACUAUUCUGAGUCGCCGUGAUAAUGAUCUGCGUGCAAAAAAAAAGCAACUGUCUGAGCUUAAAGGCAAGAAGAGAAACCUGGAGCAGAAGAUCAGCACAAAACAGGACAGUUUGAGGCAGAUGGAACAGAACAAGAUCAACUUGCAGGCGGUCGAAGAGGAAACAAAUGCAAAGAUCUCCGCUGUAAACAACGAGAAACUGGUCAUAAUGGCAGAGUAUCUGAGUCACAUGAAGACGAAGGCAAAGCUGAGUAUGGAGAAGGUGUAUUUGGCUCUUCAGAGCGCAGGUCUCGCUGCUGAGAAAACCAAACUGGAAACGGACUGCAGAGACAGUUCAGCGGAGCUCAAGCGAGCUGAGCUAGCGUAUACUAAGCUGGACCAAGUGAAGACCAACCUGUUGGCCACGUGUAAGACCCUGAUGAGAAGGGCCAGUGAGAUCUGCAACAUGACUCCUAAAGAGACGGCAGUCCCAGAAGAAUUACAUGCAGCGUUCAGCCAGUUGCCUGAUACUCUGGAUGAGAUUGAUGCCAUGUUGAAUGAGGAGAAGGCCAGAGCCGAGUGCUUCACUGGUCUCAGUGACAAUGUGGUGGAGGAAUAUAACCGCCGUGAGCAGGAGAUUAAGAACAUGGAGAGGGAGCUAGAUGAGAAGGCCAAUGCACUAAACACUUACAGACAAAACAUCGCUGAGGCUAAGGAGCGCUGGCUGAAUCCUCUGAAGCUGUUGGUCGAGCAGAUAAACGAGAGAUUCAGUGAUUUCUUCCGCUCAAUGCAGUGUGCUGGAGAGGUGGAUCUUCACUCCGAGAAUGAUGAGGAGUAUGAUAAGUACGGCAUCCGCAUCCGUGUGAAGUUUCGCAGUAGCACUCAGUUGCACGAGCUCACCCCUCACCAUCAGAGUGGAGGAGAGCGCAGUGUAUCCACGAUGCUGUACCUCAUGGCCCUGCAGGACCUUAACCUCUGUCCCUUUAGAGUGGUCGAUGAGAUCAAUCAGGGUAUGGACCCUGUGAAUGAGCGACGAGUGUUCGACAUUGUUGUGAGGACUGCUUGCGGCAUAAAUACAUCACAGUAUUUCUUCAUCACACCCAAGCUUCUACAGAACCUGCAGUACGCAGAGGAGAUGACCAUUCUGUGUGUGCACAACGGACCCUACAUGCUUCCUCCCAAUAAAUGGAACACCAAAGCCUUCAUCAGGCGAGCCAAACGUCGCCAACCUGUUCAUUAACAACACACAGGGGCUAAUAUUAAGCGGUAUUGUUCACUCUGGACUGUUUAAUGCUUUUUAAACAAUGUUGAGCUAUGCUGAGUAUAGCUAAAGUUGUUUUUGUUGGAUGAUCUAUUCAUCGUUUUUUUUUCUAAAUUUCAGAAUAUGCACUAAUCAGUCACUGGUGUUAAUUUUGAGCUUUGUUUAUUGCAGGACUGUAGUUAUUGGUUGUUUAAUCAAAGCUGUCGCAAUGUUGAGUAUAGCUAAAGUUGUUUGUAAAAUUUUCUAUUUACAUAGUCUUGACCCGAAACUACCUUAGCUUGAGCUGCAGUGAACUGCUGCUUUCGUUCAGUGUAAAUGUUUUUUGUGUAGAAUAAUAAACAUUGAGCUAAUGAAAACAA
Messenger RNA from Triplophysa dalaica, 3637 nucleotides. RefSeq names its product structural maintenance of chromosomes 5 (gene smc5). The coding region runs from base 39 to 3257 and encodes 1072 amino acids. Gene Ontology annotation, biological process: double-strand break repair via homologous recombination. Gene Ontology annotation, molecular function: ATP binding; ATP hydrolysis activity. The transcript has 24 exons. Lineage: Eukaryota; Metazoa; Chordata; Actinopteri; Cypriniformes; Nemacheilidae. The record is from RefSeq and is a predicted model, not a curated record. Gene Ontology annotation, cellular component: Smc5-Smc6 complex.